Messenger RNA from Entrophospora candida, 620 nucleotides. The record is from the annotation of a GenBank genome assembly. NCBI's taxonomy places the organism in Eukaryota, Fungi, Glomeromycota, Glomeromycetes, Entrophosporales, Entrophosporaceae.
ACAAUUUUAUUCAAGGAGUUCAACUUAAUGCGACUGAAUGGACGCAGCAUUUUGAGUGGAUUCCAUAUGAAAAACUAGUUAAUGUCCACUAUUUAGCAAAAGGAGGAUUUGGGAAAGUCUAUUCUGCAGUAUGGCUGGAGGGACCAAAAGUCCGUGAUGAAUACAAUGUCGAAUUUUUUUGUAGAGAAGAAAACCAUCCUGUUGCUCUUAAAACUAUUAGUCAUUUGGGACCAACCACGGAAGGAUUCUUUUCUGAGCUUAACAACUAUAUUGAUGCAAUGAAAGGCUGUAAAGGAUUUCGUCAGGCUAUAAUAAGACAUUAUGGAAUGACUCAGAAGCCAGAAACAAAAGAAUACAUGAUGGUAACAGAAUUUGCAAGUCUGGGUUCACUACGUGAUUUGUUGAAUCCUACUCAAAGGGAUAAGGAGCUUAAUUUAAUUAAGCCUGGAAAUUCAAACCAACAAACCAAAAUCGAUUUAAAACCACAUGAAAAGGCGGUUUACACUAGUAGAUUUAUGGAUUUUAAAAAUCUCCCUGAACCUACGAAUUCUAUAAUUCAUGAUACUCAACAACUUAACCUCACAAUUCCUGAUUUUGAUUUAUUAUCUCAAAAUGACUGA